This is a messenger RNA of Saprolegnia diclina VS20, 810 nucleotides long. RefSeq lists its product as hypothetical. The coding region runs from base 32 to 766 and encodes 244 amino acids. The transcript has a single exon. The record is from RefSeq and is a predicted model, not a curated record. NCBI's taxonomy places the organism in Eukaryota, Oomycota, Saprolegniomycetes, Saprolegniales, Saprolegniaceae.
GGGACUUUGCAGUGGCGCCACACAAGCACGCAUGGUCGGGCCCGGUACCAACCACAAGGCGAAGCGAACGCACUGGGACGACGAGAUCUUGGAGAGCGCGACCGUCGGGGCCACGUGCACGCAAGGUCUCUGGGUCGAGUGCGCGCUGUGCAUCGACAAGGCUGGACAGCCCGCGCGCAUUGCGAGCGACAAUCCGUUUGGCCUCAAAAAAUGGAAGCGCCACGAAGCGAGCAGGGUGCACCUGCGCCACCUCGGCGAACUGGAGGGCGACGUGUCGACGACCACGGUGGCGACUCUCCUCGAGCUCUCGGCAGGUGGGCUGCAGUGUCCGGGUAUGUACAACGGCGAGGCCCAGCACCUGCGGUUGAUGAUGCAGUUUGGCGACAUCAAAGACAACCGCAUCGAAAUUAUCGUUGACGACGAGCACGCUGGCGCCUUCAGCCUCGGGUGCGCUAAGACGGCGUAUGCCCGGCGCUUCGCGCGCAAAAAGUCGACCAAGCACCAGAUGAAGCGUGCGUGCGCCGCCUGCUUUGCGCUCGCGGGCGACGUGUGCGACAGCUUUUGCAAGCGCGUCGACAAGAUGGUGCGCGUCGAGCUCGUGCUGGACGCGAUGCUGUCGGGUGAAACCAACGCCGCCGCGCGCAAGGCGAUCGUCGACUUUACAAGGAGCAACCAAAAGGCCAACCCGAACUGGAACCAUCUCUUGGCAAAGGCCAAAGCGUACAAGCAGUCCGUCGCUCGUGACGAUAGUCUAGUACGUGGCUAAACUACGUGAUCUUGGUCUCAAUCGCACGCAAAGCGAUGCCAAUG